Molecule: messenger RNA, 1827 nt
Organism: Bacidia gigantensis
Lineage: Eukaryota; Fungi; Ascomycota; Lecanoromycetes; Lecanorales; Ramalinaceae
Exons: 2
Coding region: 1-1827 (608 amino acids)
Source: RefSeq, a predicted model, not a curated record
AUGCACCAAGGCAAAGUGAUUUUAUUCGCAGCGAUAAUCGCCCACGUCAACGCCGAUCUCACCUGCCUAGCCUGGGGUCUCAUAGUCUCAGUCGUCGGGCUUAUCUGCCACAUCGCACCGGACCGAUUCCACGCGGCGGAGAACGCCACGAUCUCCGACAUCACGAAUACUGUACAUGAAGCAAAAAUUGCCGCUGGCGAGCUACUAGAUUUUGAUCUCACGCACAACCCCGUUGCGGUUGGUUUUACUUUUACAGAGCUAGCCGUACAAAAUAGGACGGGGGUGGCGGACGAUUAUCUUGCGAAGACGGCGGGAGAUUUCAUGGAUGUGGGCAUUGGGAUUGUGAAUGAGACAAAGCAUCAGAUUGUGCAGAUAUAUGAUAUGGCCAAUUGGAAUGAUGUGUCGAUUUGUUUGAUCAGAGGUGGUGUGGACCUUGCGAGGAAAGCAACUGCGACUGCGAGGAUGAGCAGACGAGCUCUUUCUCUCAAUCAAGCGGUUGAGGUCGCGAAAAGUUGUACGGACGCGAAGGUUGACAAGAUACUGCAUCCUGCUGUAUUGAACUUCACCGAUCCCAACCAGAAAGUCGGCAAGACAAUAUCGGACGUGGCAGGUCUCUUCGCACCUGUGGGCGUAGAAGCAGAAGCUGGCGCUGCCGCAAAAGCGGAAUUUGAUCUUGCGAUCUAUGGCAGUGAAGACACAACACGGAUCGCCAAAGCCGUCGACAGCCCUGGAACCGGAGCCACUCAUUUUGCGAGCCAGCAGGAAGCCGAGGCCGUGGCAGAGAAGCUCCAAGAUCCAUCAUGGCCAAAAGCCAAUUGUCGUACCUGUGCAACAGCAAGUACGGGGGAUUUCAGCCUUGGGAAGACUCCGGCACGCCGCCGCCGACGCCUUUCUCGCCGCGCUGGCACCACCUUUUCGUUCUGUUGUCGCGUUCCACCGAUGCCGGAGAUCGGCACCGAUACAUCAACUCUUUUGGAACAAGCCACAGAGGACUCCUACACCCCGGACCCAGGAUCCAUCGAUCCCAAAGACGUCCCGCCAUCGCAGUCUCGCGCCAUCUACGACACAAGUAAACCGAUCAAAUACAUCCCCGAAACCGACCUCGUCAAACCCCCUGCUCUCCUCGCACACGAUCUGGAAGCAGACGGCGCGGAGGCAGCUCAGGGCCUGAAAACCGACUUGUCCAGCUACGAUGUCGGCCUGAUCCCUUUCAGCAAAGCGGCGCAAUCAACAGGCAUGGGUAGCGCGAAGGACAUGUUCGCCACGCUCCGCAAAGCAUUCACAUCUGGACCGGGCGACGCCCUGUACGAUGGGAUGCGCGUGACGCAAAAAGACGGUACCGACCGACUCGUGGCUUCGAGCUUCAACUUCGCCCCAAGCGCGGAUGUCGUGAAACCGCUACGCGCCUUCGCGGACGCCGCGCUCGAGGACGGCAAAGCUGCCAUUUCGGCGCUCAUCCCUGACCGCUUCACGUCUGACAAUUUGCUGGGGCAGGUGGAGUUCUUUUGGAUCCCGCCGUCUGAGAAGGCGGGACAAGGGGUUGAUGUUAGGGGGCUGCAUUUUGAUGGCGGGAUUAUGCAGUUUGCGGCUGCAGAUCGCGAGGGGCUUGUUGUGAUGAGUUCGAGGACGGGCGAGGCGAGUAGGAUGCCCCUUGCUGAUGAGGGAGGGGUGGAGAGCUGGGCUUGCAUGAAGGCUAGUGGGUAUGGUAUUCUGACGGGCGAGCAGGUGACUCUGCAUGCCGUUUAUGGACCUGAUAUUGUGAGGGACGGACGCGUCAGUGUGGUUGUUAGUAUUGGCCCGAUGUAUCUUGAGGACACGGUGCCCUGA